Frieseomelitta varia is the source of this 552-nucleotide messenger RNA. RefSeq names its product DNA-directed RNA polymerase II subunit RPB9 (gene RpII15). The transcript has 4 exons. Gene Ontology annotation, molecular function: nucleic acid binding; DNA-directed RNA polymerase activity; zinc ion binding. The record is from RefSeq and is a predicted model, not a curated record. Gene Ontology annotation, biological process: DNA-templated transcription; transcription-coupled nucleotide-excision repair; maintenance of transcriptional fidelity during transcription elongation by RNA polymerase II. NCBI's taxonomy places the organism in Eukaryota, Metazoa, Arthropoda, Insecta, Hymenoptera, Apidae. Bases 113 to 535 code for a protein of 140 amino acids. Gene Ontology annotation, cellular component: RNA polymerase II, core complex.
AGUGCUUUGUAUUAGUCAUUCAUUGCGACGCGUUAAAAAAUCUCACCACACGCACAAAUUGACAUUAUUUGCUGAUACUUUGAUUGAUCGCGUGAUCUCAACUCUAUAUACUAUGAUUGAAAGGAAACGGGACGCGCAAAACAUGUCUAAAAUAGCCGGUUACGAUACACACGACGAUGGUCCAGGUUUCGUCGGGAUUAGAUUCUGCCAGGAAUGUAAUAACAUGCUGUAUCCGAAAGAAGAUAAAGAGAAUAAAGUAUUAAUGUACGCAUGCAGAAACUGUGAUUUCAAACAACUUGCUGACAGCAAUUGCAUUUACGUAAAUAAGAUUAUGCACGAAAUUGACGAGUUGACGCACAUUGUCGCAGAUGUCAUAUCAGAUCCUACUUUACCAAAGACCGAAGAACAUCCAUGUCCAAAGUGUAGCCACAGAGAAGCUGUAUUUUUUCAAGCACAAACUAGACGUGCAGAAGAAGAAAUGAGAUUGUAUUAUGUGUGCACUAAUCAGCAUUGUUCUCACAGAUGGACGGAAUGAAGUAAUUUGUACAUAUC